AUGACAGCAUAUUCUGAACACACCACCAAUAUGACAGCAUAUUCUGAACACACCACCAAUAUGACAGCAUAUUCUGAACACACCACCAAUAUGACAGCAUAUUCUGAACACACCACCAAUAUGACAGCAUAUUCUGAACACACCACCAAUAUGACAGCAUAUUCUGAACACACCACCAAUAUGACAGCAUAUUCUGAACACAUCACCAAUAUGACAGCAUAUUCUGAACACAUCACCAAUAUGACAACAUAUUCUGAACACACCACCAAUAUGACAGCAUAUUCUGAACACACCACCAAUAUGACAGCAUAUUCUGAACACACCACCAAUAUGACAGCAUAUUCUGAACACACCACCAAUAUGACAGCAUAUUCUGAACACACCACCAAUAUGACAGCAUAUUCUGAACACACCACCAAUAUGACAACAUAUUCUGAACACACCACCAAUAUGACAGCAUAUUCUGAACACAUCACCAAUAUGACAGCAUAUUCUGAACACACCACCAAUAUGAUACUUGUGUGGAUAGAACACGGGUAA
Molecule: messenger RNA, 540 nt
Organism: Procambarus clarkii (red swamp crayfish)
Lineage: Eukaryota; Metazoa; Arthropoda; Malacostraca; Decapoda; Cambaridae
Source: RefSeq, a predicted model, not a curated record